AUGAUCAUCCCCGUGCGCUGCUUCUCCUGCGGCAAGGUCAUCGGCGACAAGUGGAACGCCUACCUGGCGCUCCUCAUCGCCGGCAAGACCGAGGGCGACGCCCUCACCGAGCUCGGCCUCAAGCGCUACUGCUGCCGCCGCAUGGUCCUCACGCACGUCGACCUGAUCGAGAAGCUGCUGCACUACAACAUUCACGAGCGGCGACAAACCGCCUGA
Molecule: messenger RNA, 216 nt
Organism: Tilletiopsis washingtonensis
Lineage: Eukaryota; Fungi; Basidiomycota; Exobasidiomycetes; Entylomatales
Product: putative DNA-directed RNA polymerase II chain RPB10
Exons: 3
Coding region: 1-216 (71 amino acids)
Biological process (GO): tRNA transcription by RNA polymerase III; transcription by RNA polymerase I; transcription by RNA polymerase II
Cellular component (GO): RNA polymerase II, core complex; RNA polymerase III complex; RNA polymerase I complex
Molecular function (GO): DNA-directed RNA polymerase activity; zinc ion binding; DNA binding
Source: RefSeq, a predicted model, not a curated record